This is a messenger RNA of Homo sapiens (human), 893 nucleotides long. It is a transcript of the gene PPIB, whose product is annotated as peptidylprolyl isomerase B. The record is from RefSeq and is marked reviewed. Lineage: Eukaryota; Metazoa; Chordata; Mammalia; Primates; Hominidae. Gene Ontology annotation, cellular component: smooth endoplasmic reticulum; endoplasmic reticulum chaperone complex; melanosome. Gene Ontology annotation, molecular function: peptidyl-prolyl cis-trans isomerase activity. Bases 37 to 687 code for a protein of 216 amino acids. The transcript is spliced from 5 exons.
CUCAGCUGUCCGGGCUGCUUUCGCCUCCGCCUGUGGAUGCUGCGCCUCUCCGAACGCAACAUGAAGGUGCUCCUUGCCGCCGCCCUCAUCGCGGGGUCCGUCUUCUUCCUGCUGCUGCCGGGACCUUCUGCGGCCGAUGAGAAGAAGAAGGGGCCCAAAGUCACCGUCAAGGUGUAUUUUGACCUACGAAUUGGAGAUGAAGAUGUAGGCCGGGUGAUCUUUGGUCUCUUCGGAAAGACUGUUCCAAAAACAGUGGAUAAUUUUGUGGCCUUAGCUACAGGAGAGAAAGGAUUUGGCUACAAAAACAGCAAAUUCCAUCGUGUAAUCAAGGACUUCAUGAUCCAGGGCGGAGACUUCACCAGGGGAGAUGGCACAGGAGGAAAGAGCAUCUACGGUGAGCGCUUCCCCGAUGAGAACUUCAAACUGAAGCACUACGGGCCUGGCUGGGUGAGCAUGGCCAACGCAGGCAAAGACACCAACGGCUCCCAGUUCUUCAUCACGACAGUCAAGACAGCCUGGCUAGAUGGCAAGCAUGUGGUGUUUGGCAAAGUUCUAGAGGGCAUGGAGGUGGUGCGGAAGGUGGAGAGCACCAAGACAGACAGCCGGGAUAAACCCCUGAAGGAUGUGAUCAUCGCAGACUGCGGCAAGAUCGAGGUGGAGAAGCCCUUUGCCAUCGCCAAGGAGUAGGGCACAGGGACAUCUUUCUUUGAGUGACCGUCUGUGCAGGCCCUGUAGUCCGCCACAGGGCUCUGAGCUGCACUGGCCCCGGUGCUGGCAUCUGGUGGAGCGGACCCACUCCCCUCACAUUCCACAGGCCCAUGGACUCACUUUUGUAACAAACUCCUACCAACACUGACCAAUAAAAAAAAAUGUGGGUUUUUUUUUUUUUAAUA